AAUGGACCACAGAUUUUUCCCUGAUAGCAUAUUGCUGUGCAUAGAACAUGAGUUCCCACGGGGAGCUGAGGUGGAAGCAGGCCACAGGGACUGGACCAGAUUUUGGCUGGUGUAGAGGUGUGGGAAGUGAAGUCAUGAAAAGGAGUUUUUGUGUGAGCCUGACAAGCAAGCCCCUACCUGUCAAUUCAGUUAAGAGCUACCUCAUUGAAGAAGGCCCAAUGAGAGCAGUGAUUUUUGUCACUCGCAGAGGAAUUAAAAUCUGUGCUGAUCCUGAGGUCAACUGGGCCAAAGGCAUCAUCAGAACUGUGGACAGCAAACUCAAAAAGAGAAAUACAAUGCAGACUAAGCCAACAGGAUCACAACCACCUACUGACAGGGCCACGACCAUGUCUGGGAAGCCAGCAUCUAUCUAGGAGUGUGGUAGAAUGGAUAGAGCGCUGCACUUGGAGUCAUGAAGAUGUGUUCAAAUCCUGCCUCAGACUUUUACUAGCUCUGCGACCCUAGGAAAGUCACUUAACUUAUUUCAGUAUCCUCAUUUGCAAAAUGGGGAUUAUAAUAGCUGUAAAAUUUACUUCAUAGUGCUGUGGUGAAGAGCAAAAGAGAAUGUAUCUUGAAUGCUUUGUAUACCUAAAAGUGCUGUGUAAAUACCAGUUAUUAUUGCUAGCACCUUGUCUCUCCUGCUACAUUUCAAAAAUAAAGUGACUACAUUCACAUGGACUGAUCAGAUUGUAUUUAACUUUCAGGAAGUACUGUAUGAGCCAAAAGAUACU
Messenger RNA from Dromiciops gliroides (monito del monte), 770 nucleotides. Its product is annotated as cytokine SCM-1 beta-like. The transcript is spliced from 3 exons. Bases 48 to 413 code for a protein of 121 amino acids. Gene Ontology annotation, cellular component: extracellular region. Lineage: Eukaryota; Metazoa; Chordata; Mammalia; Microbiotheria; Microbiotheriidae. Gene Ontology annotation, molecular function: chemokine activity; CCR chemokine receptor binding. Gene Ontology annotation, biological process: monocyte chemotaxis; positive regulation of GTPase activity; cellular response to interleukin-1. The record is from RefSeq and is a predicted model, not a curated record.